Grus americana (Whooping crane) is the source of this 4258-nucleotide messenger RNA. RefSeq names its product VPS26 retromer complex component B (gene VPS26B). The coding region runs from base 316 to 1326 and encodes 336 amino acids. The transcript has 6 exons. Gene Ontology annotation, cellular component: retromer complex; endosome. The record is from RefSeq and is a predicted model, not a curated record. Lineage: Eukaryota; Metazoa; Chordata; Aves; Gruiformes; Gruidae. Gene Ontology annotation, biological process: intracellular protein transport; retrograde transport, endosome to Golgi.
CCCCGGGCUCCCUGCAGCGGCAGCCGGGGAGGCACCGGGCCGCAGGGCCCCGCCGCCGCCGCCGCCCCCCCCUUCCCCGGCCCCGCCGUCCGUGCCGCAUUGCGGGCCGCCCCUGCCCCAAGUGCCCGCCGUCACCGCCGUGCCGCUCCCAGCCCUGCGCCGCAAUCCCCUCUCCGCGGGGACCGGAGCCGAUCCGUCGCCGCCGGCCGUCGCCGCGGAGCUCUGUCCGUGGUGCCUGCGGGCAGGCCGGGAGCCGCCGGCCGCGCUGUGCCGGCGGGGUCGCGGGGGCCGCGGGCGCCCUCCAUCCCCGGUGCCAUGAGUUUCUUCGGGUUCGGGCAGAGCGCGGAGCUGGAGCUGGUGCUGAGCGACGCGGAGAGCCGGCGGCGGGUGGAGCACAAGACGGAGGAAGGCAAGAAGGAGAAAUACUUCCUCUUCUACGACGGGGAGACCGUCUCCGGGCGGGUGGUCCUCACCCUCAAGCACCCCAACAAGCGGCUGGAGCACCAGGGCAUCAAAGUGGAGUUCAUCGGGCAGAUCGAACUCUACUAUGACCGAGGAAACCACCAUGAGUUCGUGUCUCUGGUGAAAGACCUGGCCCGUCCUGGUGAAUUCACUCAAUCACAGACAUUUGACUUCGAAUUCACACAUGUGGAGAAACCUUACGAGUCCUACACGGGGCAGAAUGUGAAGUUACGGUAUUUCCUCCGAGCGACUGUCAGCCGCAGACUGAACGAUGUGGUGAAGGAGAUGGACAUAGUCGUGCACACUCUGAGCACCUACCCAGAGCUCAACUCCUCUAUUAAGAUGGAGGUGGGGAUUGAGGAUUGCCUGCACAUUGAGUUCGAGUACAACAAGUCCAAGUAUCAUUUAAAAGAUGUGAUUGUCGGAAAGAUCUACUUCCUGCUGGUGCGAAUCAAGAUCAAACACAUGGAGAUAGAUAUCAUCAAGAGAGAAACGACAGGGACCGGACCCAACGUAUAUCAUGAGAAUGACACAAUAGCUAAAUAUGAGAUCAUGGAUGGGGCACCUGUGAGAGGGGAGUCCAUUCCCAUCAGACUUUUUCUGGCUGGCUACGAGCUGACUCCAACGAUGAGGGACAUCAAUAAGAAGUUCUCGGUGCGUUAUUACCUCAAUCUGGUGCUGAUCGAUGAGGAAGAGAGACGCUACUUUAAACAGCAGGAGGUGGUGCUUUGGCGGAAAGGAGACAUAGUGAGGAAGAGUAUGUCCCACCAAGCAGCCAUCGCCUCCCAGAGGUUUGAGGGAACAUCCUCACACAGCGAGGCCAAGACCCCCAGCCAGCCUGCAGAGAACAACGGCCGGCAGUGAGAGGCCACGCAGAGGAAGGCUGCUGAGGAGCCAGUGGGGACAGCAGCAAGGAGGAAGAAAAAAAAACAAACUUCAGAGACUUCAUGAAAAUAAAUAUCCGUUUUUGACUUAAUUCCUUUCUUCAAAGGACUUGUAGGGUGGGAAGGGGAUGGGAGGGUAAGGCAAGCUGGAGCACUGGCAGUGCGGAGUUGAAGGUACCUCAGUGCUUCCCAAUCAACUACAUUCCUCUGGAGUCGGCUGCUUUGAGGCAUGUGUCUGGAGGCUGCAGAGCUGCCUGAUCUCCUCUUUGCCCCGAGACCCGUUCAGUGUGGCAGCGGGGAGGGAGAGAGCAAGUGAAGGCCAAAUCUGCUGCUUCUUUCCAGCGGUGUGGAGGUUGCUUUGGGGCUAUGUAGGAUGGAUAAUUUUCUUGCCUUUCUGAAAUCUUCAGGAGGAAAAAAGUGACACGGUGAUUAGCUGGAAGGUAGAGGAGAGAGUCGGAGACUGAGGUGCGGCCUAAUUGAAAUUGCUUAGUGUUAUCCCCUCGCUGCCUCCCCUUCCUCUUCACGCUGGCGUUGGAUUCCUUGUCACUAACAGUUAUAUAAUGGAGUUGACUCAGCCCUGGGACUGUCGAGUCCUUGCUGCGGGGCUCCUGACUGCCGUGUUUCAUCAAGGGGGAGCUCUGACUGGUAGGAGGCAUGUGGGAGGUGGCAUAGGUCAGGCAGAGCAGUGAAGGUCUCAGUGCCACUGGGUGGGCAAGAAGAAGGGGCAGGAAGGCUCCUGGCCGAGAGCAGUGCCUUCCUAGUCUUGUCCCGGCAGCUGCCUGAGUGCCACUGAGAUUCAGUCUGGUUGCUGCGCUCGUACAGGUCCCAGUUGCAGGUCUAGUGAAUAGUUUUGGAAAGUGAGAAGUAAAUGGGGGCUUUCUUGGGAGUGGCUGCACACUCUGCCCUGCUCAUGUCUGUGUCCUUGUGACAGAGCAGACUUUGUAGUAGGGACAGACGGCAGCAUGGAAACACAUGUGUAUUGUUUUGUUUGCUCCCUCGUGCCUAUGGGAUGAGGAUUAGUAAGGACAGAAAGUGGACGCAAUUGUUUUAAGAAGCUUGUGGCCUGUGUGUGCUGCUAGAUGAAGUCAAGCAGCAACUGGAAGGAUCGUAGAGCUCUCUGAUUCCAGAGACAAGUUCCUGAGACCUGAGCUGAAAUCACCAGUGAGGUCUGAGGGUAUGCCAUGAACUGAGAACCUGAAUGCACAUUUUUUCUUUUCUAAAAUAAGCUGCUUUUAGUCUUCAGCUAAGUAGAAUCAUGAGAAUGUUCCCAGAAGGGAAUCACUCCUCCAUUAAAAAUUAGAUGUGGCUUUGUAGACUUGAUUGACUGAGUCUGGAGAAUAUCCAUCCUGUUUAGAUACCCUUCAAGGAAACAGGUGGUUAGACCUCCUACCAGACGGAGAGACAAGCCUGCACUAAAUGGUGGGGAAUGAGCUCUAGCAAGUGGGAUUUGUCUGGAUUUCCCUGUGAGUUUGUGGCUCGCUAGGGUUUUGUCCGGCUUCCUUUUGACUCUGGAAUGAAUCUCCUCUGCCUCUGUCCUACAGCUGAAUGUAGAAUAGUUGUCUUGCAGCUGGGAAAUGGAAGUAUCUUCUGCUUUGUUUAGUGGAACAGUGCUGGUGGAGGGAACGGGGCCUGGGUGGGAAGGGGAGCUUUUUAUGUAAUAAGACAGCUACUGUAUUUCAGUGAUAAAUAUGUGUUUCUGCUUGCCAAAGUAAGUUAUCUUUUACUCACCAUGUGUAAGGUUGUGGUUUUUAGUAGAGCUGGACAGUUCUUGCUCUGUUGUAGAGGACACUAAUGAUCUCAUCUCUGCUGAAUGCUCGUGUCACACCAUGCUUCUGCUCUGUAAUAGUGAAGACGUGGCUUGCUUUUCUUUACAUGAGAAGUCUGUGCCAUGGGCUGGAGCCGUGUCUUCCUAAGACUGAAGCAAAAGCUUACUUUAGACAACUACCUUGUUAUGGCAGGGCAAGGGGUGGUAACCUGCUGUGGGUCUCACAUGGUAAAGGAAUCUGGACGUUGCUUUUGACACUCACUCUACUUCCCCCCCUCUGCGUAGGGGGAACCACUUGUGCUGUGCAAUACACAAUCUUUUAGAGACAAGCAAAGCUCCCAUUGGGAGCCUCUGGGGAUAGCAGACUGUCUUUCCAUGACCCUAACCACCCCCUGCUUUCCCUCAGCUCCCAUCCUGCCUAGAUUUUUUUUUUCCUUGCCUAUUCCUCUUGAUUGUAGGCCAUGUGGUAGUAAAGAAACCCCACGGAUGAUGUCUCUGCAUUCCAGGAGUGUUUUGUUUACUGGCUGAACAGCAUCAGUACUGGAUGUAAGAUAAUUGUCUGACAAGACGAUGCACUGUAAGGAGAUUUUAUUAAACAUCAGUUCAUCGCUUCUGGAGGGUUUACUUGGAAAAGGUGCAUGAGCCUAUACGUUGGGUUGGUUGGUUUGUUUUUUUUUUUCCUACCUUGUGUCCCUCUCCCUCUGUCCCUACUUGUGGAACCAGAAUUUAGAAAUGAUCCCCAUUUUUACUUAAUCUAAAUGGACCAUUCAACCUGUCACCCACUAGGCCCUCUGUUUGUCUAGGGUGGAGCAGAUGUGCUGAGCAUCUUUAGAGAAAAGUUGAAGCAUAAGGUCACUCCAGGACAAGGUACUACAGAAAAGCGUUUCAUUAGCGUGGUAAAGGGCCAGACACUACUCGAGCAGUUGUGUCCCCCUGAGCUGGGUGGUUCUGUUCAGUACUUGGGUCAUUCCCUCUCUCCCAAGCAGAGGGGAGUGUGCAAGUACUAAACCAAGCAGUACAACCUGUAAUUAAGCCUCUGCUGUGUUUACAUGUUUCUUAAUUCGUCGUCCUUUCAAUGGCUGUAUUUUAAAACUUGGGUUUUUUGUCUCUCCAAUUAAAAAGAGCCAGCCCUGGCUGUCAAACGCUG